This is a messenger RNA of Gadus morhua (Atlantic cod), 2590 nucleotides long. RefSeq names its product sorting nexin 17 (gene snx17). NCBI's taxonomy places the organism in Eukaryota, Metazoa, Chordata, Actinopteri, Gadiformes, Gadidae. Gene Ontology annotation, biological process: intracellular protein transport; signal transduction; endocytic recycling. Gene Ontology annotation, cellular component: early endosome. Bases 1066 to 2484 code for a protein of 472 amino acids. The record is from RefSeq and is a predicted model, not a curated record. The transcript is spliced from 15 exons. Gene Ontology annotation, molecular function: phosphatidylinositol binding.
UCAGAUACAUAUUGAACGCGUUAAAGACAGAGGACACCUUUGUCGACCCGAUAGCUCGGCUCAUAUCGCAUCUUUUCUCCCGUUAUUAUCCCCUUCUGUGCAUUGUUUCUCUUAAAUCUCGUAAUAAUACCGGACAACCCCCCAGGUUUGCCUGCUUGUCCCCGCUGGUUCUGCGUUACUGUGGACUCCUCGACGCGGGGCUUUGCGGGAACAAACUGCACAUUUUCUUCCUGAAAGUUGACCAGGAAACGUAAUUUAACGGACGUGUCUACGUGUGAAAAACAGGUAUUUACGGAGGGGGGCAUUUGUGACUCAUGCCCCAAAUGAGAAGCGGACGAGGUAACAAUAAAGGUAUAAUUAUUAUCACUGGCUCAACAUGGCUGCUUCCCUGGCGGUGGGGAUAAAAGUUUAGCCCAGAUGUGGGAGAAGUUUGAUACGAAUGGUUUCCUCUGGCAUUCGAGUUACUGGCUAAACGAAACUUGUCACCAGUCUCUUCCAACCUGGUGCGAUUCUACCGCUAGAGAGCUGGCCCCUAACACCGCUCUGUGGACUGAGAGCUGGCCCCUGACACCGCUCCGUGGACUGAGAGCUGGCCCCUGACAUCGCUCCGUUGACCGAGAACUGGCCCCUUACACCGCUCCGUGGACCGAGCGCUGCCCCCUGGCACCGCUCCGUGCACCGAGAGCUGGCCCCUGACACCGCACCGCUCCGUGGACCGAGAGCUGGCCCCUGGCACCGCUCCGUGGACCGAGAGCUGGCCCCUGACACCGCACCGCUCCGUGGACCGAGAGCUGGCCCCUGACACCGCUCCGUGGACCGAGAGCUGGCCCCUGAGAGCGGGCCCCAGACAACGCGCCGCUCCGUGGACCGAGAGCUGGCCCCUGAGAGCGGGCCCCAGACAACGCGCCGCUCCGUGGACCGUGAGCUGGCCCCUGACCCCACACCCCUCCGUGCACCCCACACCGCUCCGUGGACGGUGACUGCAGUGGCCCCGGUGACGGUGGAGAGUAGCCCGGAGCCAACGGGGCUGUGAAGGACUCACUGCGUCGAUCCUGGUCGUCUAAAAUGCAUUUCUCUAUACCUGAGACAGAAGUUCGUUCGGGGGAUAAUGGAUCAACCUUUGUGGCCUACAACAUCCACGUCAAUGGAGUACUGCACUGUCGGCUACGCUACAGCCAACUCCUGGGCCUCCACGAACAGAUCAAGAAGGAGUACGGGACCAACGUGGUGCCUUCCUUUCCCCCCAAGAAGAUCUUCACGCUCACCCCGGGCGAGGUGGAGCAGAGACGGGAGCAUCUGGAGAAGUACAUGCAGGCCGUGCGUCAGGACCCCUUGCUGGGAUCCAGUGAGCUGUUGAACUGCUUCUUGAGGAAAGCACAGCAGGAGACCCAGCAGAUCCCCACAGAGGAGGUGACCCUGGAGGUGGGGCUGUCCAACGGGCAGAAGGUGACCGUCAGCAUCCUGACCUCGGACCAGACGGAGGACGUGCUGGAGGCAGUAGCGUCGAAGCUGGACCUCCCCGACGACCUGGUGGGCUACUUCAGCCUCUUCCUCGUGCGUGAGAGCGUGGACGGCGGCCUCACAUUUGUGCGGAAGCUGCAGGAGUUCGAGCUGCCCUACGUCUCAAUCACCAGCCUGAGGAGCACCGAGUUUCAUAUACUGCUGAGGAAAAGCUACUGGGACAUGGCGUACGACGUGGACGUGAUGGAGAACCGUGUGGGCCUCAACCUCCUGUACACUCAGACGGUGUCUGACAUUGAGCGGGGCUGGAUACUCGUCAACAAGGACCAUCACCGGCAGCUCAAGUCCCUGCAGGAGAAGGGCUCCAAAAAGGAGUUCAUCCGUCUGGGCCAGACCCUGAAGUACUACGGCUACACCAAGUUCGACCCGUGCGUGACGGACUUCCCGGAGCAGGGCUGCCACGUUAUGGUGAGCGCGGGGAACAACGAGCUCAACUUCCACGUCAAGCUGCCCAGCGAGCAGAUGAAGGAGGGCAGCUUCAAGGUCACCCGCAUGAGGUGCUGGAGGGUCACCUCCUCGCAGGUCCCGGUGGCCAACGGCAGUGCGGGCCCCUGCGGAUCGGCCAAGCUGGACGUGAAGCUGGAGCUGGCCUUCGAGUACCUGAUGAGCAAGGACCGGCUUCAGUGGGUCACCAUCACCAGCCCCCAGGCCAUCAUGAUGAGCAUCUGCCUUCAGUCCAUGGUGGACGAGUUGAUGGUGAAGAAGUCUGGAGGAAGCCUCAAGAAGAUGCUAAGGAAGAGGCACAAUGGCUCAAUCCACCGGUCCGACAGUCAGCAUGCUGUGAAAUCCCCCCCUCUACUGGAAUCCCCUGACCCCAACCGGGAACAAGUGGUCAAACUCUCUACCAAGCUGAGCUCCGUAUCGCUACGCGGCAUCAGCGCCUCCAACUCGGCCAAUGACGUCAGCGGCAACGAUUUCCACGGCAACUAUGCGUUCGAGGGCAUCGGGGACGAUGACCUGUGAGCCCCGCCCCCCCUCGACCCCGCCCUCCCCGACCAGCCGACCCCGAUCAACCGGGGGUGAAGGAGGGAGAGAGAGAGAGAGAGAGAGAGAGAGAGAGAGAGAGAGG